GGCAUGUAAGACACUAGCAAAUGGAGCGCGGUGCGCAGCGCUUGUUUAGUGGGCAUAGCAGUCGCAAAGCUGCACUUGAGCGUAAUUAGAAACAGCAAAGACCACAGGGGCAGCCUAUCCACCAUUAUGCGCAUCGUCUGCCUCGGAGACAGCCUGACAAGUGGCUACAGCCAGGGCGAGGACAAAUACCCCUACGGCGCCAUCCUGCAGAAGCUCCUCGACAAGGAAUGCGGCAAGGGCAAGCACGAGGUCAUCACGUGCGGCAACAACGGCGAGACGGCGGUGUCGAUGGCCAAGCGCUACGCGGUGACGACCGAGAUCGCGGAGCGCCGGCGCCUGCCGCCCAAGCUCUUCGUCAUCCUGGCCGGGACGAACGACCUGCUCGCCUAUCCUCAGAUAGAAGAAGAGAAGAUCGUCGGCGCGCUGGCGGCGAUGGUCGAUCAAACAGCGGUCGAAUCAGCGGUCGCCGUGGUUUGCACGGUGCCAAGGAUGCCCGCCCCGGAGGAGCGGUCCCCGGAUUUUGGGUUGACGAAGCGGCGCUACCGCCUGAACGAACUCAUCGUCGAGAAAUUCGGCGAGGACCGCGUCGUCGACACGUCGUCCCUCGACGCCUUCGAGGACGACGGGCUCCACCUCACGAAGCGGGGCUACGCGGAGCUCGCGAAGCUCGUCUACCCCGUCUGCCGCGCCGCGAUGAAGCGUUGUCGGCCGUCGAAGAAGACGACUGCGCCAGCGCCAACGCCGACGCCCAAAACGGAAGCGGCGCCGACGCCCAAAACCGCGCCGGCGCCGGACGCCACGCCCGCCGUAAAAAAGCUGCAAGCGGCGUACGGGUAAGACAGAC
Pelagomonas calceolata is the source of this 844-nucleotide messenger RNA. The record is from the annotation of a GenBank genome assembly. NCBI's taxonomy places the organism in Eukaryota, Pelagophyceae, Pelagomonadales, Pelagomonadaceae.